GCGGACUGGGAGACGGAGGUCCAAGCGGCAUGCCGGGCCCAGCUGGUGCUCCAGGGUUUCCAGGUCCUAAUGGGAUGAGGGGGAAGCUAGGACCCAGGGGGGGCCCUGGGACCGCCGGCCCACAGGGUCCUGAUGGCUCAGCAGGAAUAACAGGCCAGCAAGGUUCUGAUGGGCUUUUCGGGACGGCUGGGGAAAAGGGAGAGAAGGGUUUACCAGGACCUCUUGGAGAUGCAGGCCCAGUCGGACGAGGUGGACAGCAGGGCAACCUGGGCCUGUCGGGAGUUGAAGGCCCCCCUGGUCGUAAGGGUGACCAGGGAGACCCAGGUAAUCAGGGGAAGGCUGGUCCGCCCGGUCUCCUAGGUGACAGAGGGCUCCAAGGCCUGAAGGGAGAGCAAGGUCCAACCGGACCAAUCGGUAAAGAGGGAGACACUGGAUCCCCCGGUGAGACGGGGGGCGUGGGACCCGACGGGGACAAGGGUGAGGUGGGCCCCUAUGGGCUGUCAGGGAGAGAGGGCCCCUGGGGGCCCCAUGGAAAGAACGGUGAAGGGGGUCCUAAAGGAGAGAAGGGCUUCCUUGGAUUAAUGGGUGAGCCCGGGUUGCUGGGCGAGGUGGGGCCUGCAGGGCUGGCAGGAUUACAGGGAAUCGCGGGUACUAAUGGACAACCAGGUCUGGAUGGAUCUCAGGGACUGAAGGGAGACUCUGGAUCGUACGGGUUCACUGGACCUCCAGGGGUAGCAGGUCCUCGGGGGACCAAUGGAGAUGUUGGAGUCAGGGGAGACCAUGGGAAGCUUGGACCACCGGGUCAGGUAGGACAGGCCGGGCCCAAGGGGCCUGUCGGAGCCAAAGGGGCCCCGGGACCGGAGGGAAUGAAGGGAGAAUCAGGAGCACUAGGCCCACCUGGAGAACAGGGUGAAGAGGGUACACCUGGCAUCAGGGGACCCACGGGCUUACCUGGACUAGAGGUAGAGAACAAACACCUCCUGAAGGACUGUUAG
Gadus chalcogrammus (walleye pollock) is the source of this 995-nucleotide messenger RNA. RefSeq names its product collagen alpha-2(I) chain-like. The transcript has 14 exons. The record is from RefSeq and is a predicted model, not a curated record. NCBI's taxonomy places the organism in Eukaryota, Metazoa, Chordata, Actinopteri, Gadiformes, Gadidae. Bases 30 to 995 code for a protein of 321 amino acids.